AUCCCGGGCCAUCUGAGAUCUGUUUAGUUCGACUGCGUACUGUACCGCUCAACAUUUCUUGUGGAAAUCUUAAGACAGAACACCAAAUAUAGGGUGUAGAGGGAACCUACAGGUGCCAAAUUUGACGGGUUGGGCGUCCCUACACACAACACCCAACCAUGCCUUUGGUUACAAGAAAUAUCGAGCCUCGGCAUGUGUGUCGUCAGACGAUCCCAACCAAUAUCCGCAGUGAGUUGGAAUGUGUCACCAAUAUCAGUCUGGCCAACAUCAUCCGCCAACUCGGGAGCCUCAGUAAGUAUGCAGAGGAUGUAUUUGGAGAGCUGUUUGUGCAGGCUGGAGCAUUUGCUGUCAGAGUAAAUACACUGGGGGAAAGAGUCGAUCGUCUGCAGGUCAAAGUCACUCAACUGGACCCCAAAGAAGAGGAAGUAUCUCUGCAGGCCAUCACUACUCGUAAAGCCUUCCGCAGUAGUCUGACCCAGGAUCAGCAGAUGUUCACCAGACCGUCUCUGCCAGUGCCUGUUCAGGACACCUACACAACCUGCGAUCCUCCCCCACCACUCAACUACCUCAGCCAGUAUCGGGAGGAUGGGAAGGAGGCCCUGAAGUUUUACACUGACCCCUCCUACUUCUUCGAUCUGUGGAAGGAGAAGAUGCUGCAGGACACCAAGGACAUCAUGAAGGAGAAACGCAAGCAUAGAAAGGAGAAGAAAGACCACAUGAACCAACGGACUCUUAAUCCUCGGAAGAUCAAGACCAGGAAGGAGGAAUGGGAACGCCGCAAGAUGGGGGAGGAGUUUGUGGUGCCAAAGAAUGACAUGAUGAAUUCUUCUGAGGGUCUGAAUGGCAGUAUUGGAUCAGGUGAAGGCUUCAGUUCUGAACCUCUUGAGCAGAGUACUGGGUCCUAUGCCUAUGAUCCUGGCUCCCCUCUCCCCCAGCCUAGUGAUGACUUCCUGCCUCCUCCACCUCCAGACAUGGCGUAUGAUGGACAUUAUGGAGCACCAGCCCAGAACCGAGCCAGCAUGCUGAGUCCAAGCCACCCUCCUCCUGCUCCCCCCAUGUCUUCUCCCCCAGCCACCACCCGCCCCAGCCUUGCUCCACCACCCGCACCUCCUCCCCCUCCACCCCCCUCUGGCAUUGGGGUGCCCCCACCACCUCCUGGCUUCGAUGCCCCACCUUCUCCUCCUCCAAUGUCCUCCUCUCCCUCUGCCUAUCCCUCCCCACCAGCCCCCCCUCCUCCACCUUCUAUGUCCUCUGUUUCUCCACCUCCUCCACCACCCAUGCCUGCAGGUGGUGGUCCCCCGCCUCCACCUCCUCCCCCACCUCCACCUGGGCCUCCUCCUCCUCCAUCUCUCAAUGGGCCUGCUGCUCCUCCGUCUGGUGGUAGCUCGGCACCUGCUUCUACUCCCAAACCCCAACCAGCACCUGCCAGUGAUGCUCGCAGUGACCUGCUGCAGGCCAUUCGACAAGGCUUCAACCUGCGGAAAGUGGAGGCACAGCGAGAGCAGGAGAAGAGGGAUCACACUGGCAACGAUGUGGCCGCCAUCCUAUCACGUCGUAUUGCUGUGGAGUGCAGCGACAGCGAGGACGACUCCUCGGAGUUUGACGACGAUGACUGGUCCGAUUGAUCAUCAUUCCUUUUUUCCCACCCUCACGACCACCUCCACCUUCAACAACCUAAUUUCUCCUCACUUUCAAAUUCCAUUCGAACAGAGGUCCGUAUUUCGUAUGUGUGGUAUGUUAAUGUGACCUAUUAUCAGUCACGUGUUGACUCAUUUAUUUGUAUUUAUCCAAACAUAUUCAGAUUAGAGGUGCAGAAGUCCAAAGAUGAGUGUGUGUUUUCCUGGUCGUAUUCCACUUUCCAUUGCCAUUAUUGGAAAACACAUAGCUGUUAUUGAUGUGAGGGCGGAGUGUGUCAUGCAAGACUCUGCUGAGCUUGUGUAUAUACACACACACACCAUCAUUUGAUGGCUCCAUGUCAGGGAGCUUUCACACCUACCUCAUUUAGUCUGGACAUUCAAAUUUAAAGUUUGAUCAGAACCAAAUCUGCAGGUGUGAAACCUCCCCCAGACCAGACAACUGGUCUGAAGUUUGUGACCAAAGACCACAGAUGAGACUUAUGAUCAAACUGAACCGUGGUUCUAGUCUUUUCCAUGGUGAAAACACUUUUUUGACAGAUUCAGACUUUCAGAACCAAUUGCAUGAAGACAAGACUAUCUAUGCUAAUAAACAAAAGAAGAAAAACAGAAAGAUGUUAGAUACAGCCUGUGUAUAAACCAAUCAAUAGGCAGGUUUCCAUCCAAAUGAGUCACAAAUUUUAACCACAUUUUCAGAACUGUCAGAAGAAAAUGCAAAUUUAUGCUUAUCUGCAUCGACGUCUGUUAUGCAAAUAUGAAGAGUUGCUCACUCAUUAUCAUCAUCGUGGAUUCAAACUUUUCUAGUUAGUGUUUCAUACAAUAAUGUAUUACCUGAGCAACUGAUUGAGGAACUGAUAAAUCAGUUUUUUUUUGUCAAAAAUCUGGACCUGCCUUGGCUUUUGUCCCACGAACUAAACUGCUGGUCUAGAUCUGAUAAGAUAGUCUCAGUCUCUUCCAAAGGUUUUCACAGCUUCUGUUUGUCAGCUCCUCAUACAUGGGGAUUCAUUUCUAUUUUCCAUUUAAUUUGGCAUUUCUGUUUGUUUUCUUGUGUUAACUCAUUGCACAUUGCAUUCUCAUCAUGAAAUCUGGUGCAACUGCUCAUAUACACAAUUACCUUUAGUUCUAACACCAACUUUUACACCUCUACCAAGCAUAAAAACUUUGUUGUGUUCUGAAUUUUUGGCAUUUCCACUUUUUUUAUGUCAGUUGAACAUACAGAUCAAAUCAGCUGGAUCGAAACUCACUUGGAGUUAGCUGACGGCUUUAAAAUUGCUGUGUGAAAGUUAAACUACCUGGACCAAAUGUAUGCAAUGUAAAACAAAAAACAUGAACCUUGGUUCAGACUUUCAGGGGUGAAAACACCGUACGACUAUCAGGUUGUGCUUUCAUAUGACCAAGCACAUGUUUUGUCAGAUGUAAUAAUAUCACUCUGUUACUAAGGAGCAUGGAGAGAAAAUAAACAAUUGCACUCAUCCUCUUUCAUAUACAGUAUUUGUAUGUAAGAUCUUGAUGUCAAAGCAUUUUCACUCAUUUAUUGAGUAUAUGAUAUAGAUGUAAAAUUUAUGGUUUUUAUUGCAUACGAAUCAUCUUCUCUAAAAACGCAUACAACUCUUUCAAACCUUAAAGCACACAUUUUGCCACUUUAUUUUCCUUACUUUUUGUAUUAAAUUGCUUUUUUAAUGUGGUUGCCAUGGGAACAGUUGACUUGUGGAUGAGACAUGGUUAUGGCUUCAUCAGUGUAUAUUCAGUGUGAUGGGGAUGUAUUGACUCAUGUCGACACCUGGGGUGUUUGAUGAGAUCACUGCACUGAACAUAUGCAGACGUUAAACAGAAAUACCAUGAUUCACUCUGUACUGUGUUUGGUCUCUGUUGUGCAUUCCUCUCUCUGCAGUUUUUAAUCAUCCUGGGCAUGAAUUAGGCUUGCAGGCUUUUAUCACUGUGCUCUGUAUGUCGCAGAAUCGGGCAGCUUUGUUGCCUUCUGCUGCCUGUUAAGUGCCUUUUUUCCUAUAUAAUACAUUUUGGUAUCAGAUUGCACUUUGUAAUCCAUACUUGUCACUGAUCAGCUUCUUCCCAAACAAUAACAGUUGCUGUCGAUGAGUAAAAUGUAGAACUGACUGAUGUGAUGUUUAGUGUGGAUGUUUUCAGGUGCCAUUUUAUUUGAAAUUUUCUUGUGUUAAAGCACAAUCAGAAAACAUGUUUGGCCAAAGCUUUGCCUCUUCUACCUUAAAUUCCCAAAUGAUUCUAGUUAUUCCAAUAAAGAUCGAGCGAAUGACA
This is a messenger RNA of Sphaeramia orbicularis (orbiculate cardinalfish), 3908 nucleotides long. It is a transcript of the gene wasf2, whose product is annotated as WASP family member 2. The transcript is spliced from 9 exons. Gene Ontology annotation, molecular function: Arp2/3 complex binding; actin binding; protein kinase A regulatory subunit binding. The coding region runs from base 159 to 1625 and encodes 488 amino acids. Lineage: Eukaryota; Metazoa; Chordata; Actinopteri; Kurtiformes; Apogonidae. The record is from RefSeq and is a predicted model, not a curated record. Gene Ontology annotation, biological process: positive regulation of Arp2/3 complex-mediated actin nucleation; actin cytoskeleton organization. Gene Ontology annotation, cellular component: cytoskeleton; SCAR complex.